Molecule: messenger RNA, 3921 nt
Organism: Fopius arisanus
Lineage: Eukaryota; Metazoa; Arthropoda; Insecta; Hymenoptera; Braconidae
Gene: Syn1
Product: Syntrophin-like 1
Exons: 7
Coding region: 1-1128 (375 amino acids)
Cellular component (GO): intracellular anatomical structure; dystrophin-associated glycoprotein complex
Molecular function (GO): structural molecule activity
Source: RefSeq, a predicted model, not a curated record
AUGGUGAAAUACCUGAGGGAAGUGACACCGUACUUCAGGAAGGCGUCAAUCAUCCAAGAGGUCGGGUGGGAGUUGCAGAGAGGUUUUUUAAGUGCCACACCACCCCCUCCAAAGUCACCCCCAAGAGCGGACACUCGUUAUCUACCCCUUCAGCUAUGUAGACUCACGAGAGCUCACCCUUCCUCAGAUCCGGAGGGAAGAAUUUUAGAGCUUCAUUCACCCGAUGGCGUUCACGAGUGCUGGCUAAGAGCAUCUGACAAUGCUGAAGCGAAUGUGUGGUUCAAUGCACUUCACUCAGCACUAGCAGCUCUCACACUCAAAGCCCUGAGGCUUGCAUCUGCACUACCAGAUCCUCCACAGCUUCAACACAUUGGAUGGCUCGCCAGGCGACACUGUGUUCAGAAUGGUCGGGCUAGCAGUGAAAGCAGUGAAGAUGGUGCAGGGAGUAGUGCGAGCAUGUCAAGAGGAGCUGGAAGCAGUUAUGGAUGUGCUGGUGGAUGGCGAAGUGUCUUUGGUGCUGUUUCUGGACGUGAAUUGAGGCUGUAUGAAUGUGCACCCUGGAGCCCAGAGGCAUGGGCGUCACCAAGUAUCACGUGUCCACUCAUCGCGACCAGACUGGUUUCAUCACCAACGAGGAACAGCGAAGCGUCGAGCAGCAAUUCAACGCUGCACGGUGCGACAUUUGCUGUUCGUGUUGGCACUAUAGACGGUGUUAUUACGCAUCACCUCAGGGCAGAGACGCGCAGAGAUUUAGCUGCCUGGGCGAGGGCAAUAGUUCAGGGAUGUCACACAGCUGCUCAAUCGAUGCGUGAAUACACAGUUCGAUGCCUGUGGCAGAGUCGGCCCUGUCAGCUCAUCGUCAAUCAUGAGGAGGGCUUCAUGCUUUAUGCAGCCAACACCAGAGGCGUUAAUGGGGUCAGUCCUGGAUCACCACCGGCACCACUUUGGAAGAGGUCGUUCGAUAAACUCAGAAUGUCCGCUGAUGACGGCGCACGGCUCCUGUGGCUAGACUUUGGUGGUGAUGAUGGCGAGAUGGAACUCGAUCUUGAGAGCUGUCCAAAGCCAAUUGUCUUUGUGCUUCACAAUUUUCUCUCAGCGAAGAUUCACCGAUUGGGCUUGACCGCAUAGGGGUACGAGGGGGCUUCGACGGAGGCCCCCGAUCUACCACCCCACACCACUCGUUCCGUAACCAGUGUCUUUCUCCACUAGGAACACUUUACCUUCAGUUGAAUGAGUGGGUGGCCUCUUCAAUCAUCCUCAGUUUAUUCGAUUGAGGAUCAAGAGGAUUGCAUCUACAACGGGAAACGGGUAGGUCUGUCACAUUCCAGAGGAUCACACAAUAAACAUCAAACGAUUUUUUAAAAAAUUCCUCAACCUUUACCCAGAGCCAAGCCCAGUAACAAAAAAACAAAAACCAACGACAUUAACUUAAGAAAGUAAAUGGACUAUCUGUAGACUUCACCAAGUGAAUCCAACCAGAUAAAUGAAAAUAUGUAAUGAUUUAUCGACUCGAAGCCAUCCAUGAUUUCUACACUGAAUUCUCCUGCAUAACACUUCAUUCCCAUCACGAAUCUACUCUUCCUAAGACAGUCAUCAGGUCCACACGAGUGGAAAUCGCUGACGACUUUGAGUGAUUUGUCAGAGUGACUGAAUAAAUAUCAUAAUAAAACUAAAGAGUUAAGGAUAACUGAGAUAAAGUGGGAAGAUAUGCAAGUUGUCUACUGUCUAAUAAUAUAACGAGUUAUUAACGAAAUUAAUGAAAAAUAUUGCCCAUUUGCAUAUAUACUAUAAAUAAAUAUAUGAAGCAAGCGAGAAUGAGAGGGAAAUAACGAACGCGUUGAAAUUGAACGAAAUGAGGUAGAGAUUAUCAGGAGAAUGGUGGUACUCAAUUACACAUUAAUGGCUAAUUUAUAAAUGUUAAAAAUGUGCUGUAGCUCGCUGGUAACUAAUCGCUCGGCUACUUGAUUAUUCAGCUACCCCCCCUUAACCUACCCCAUCAAUUUGGCCCCUCCUGGAUGUUUCGAAGAAUUGAGAGUGGAAUUUUUCGGAUAAAUUAACUAUCUAGAACCUCUAAAUUACGAAAGACCUAUUAGAUAUUCUUAUGGAGUAGUAACAAGUAGUGAUGUGAAUAAUUGAGCAAGCCGAGUUCAGGGCCAAUUAGCCGAGUAUAAUUGAAACAUUGACAGAAACAAAGGCUGAUUAAAAACGCGCCCGACGUUUUCUCCGUUAAUUGAUUAUGAUUUUUUAAAGCGGUUUUUUGAAUGAGGAAUGGCACCUCGCGCUUAUGACGAUAAAAAAAGAAAUUCCUCGAGGCACCAGCGAUGCCAAAGCGCUCUAGUUGUUUUAUACGGUUCGUAUCCUUAACGUAAUUAAAUUUACGGAGGCGAGAAAAUGUUUUCUGAAUGCAAAUACAUAAACGUACACGUACACGUACACAUACACGUACACGUACACGCACAAUAGAGUCAAGGAGACACGUACAUAUCCUGAUACAAUUGUAAUGGAGCAGGAUGGCUGGGUGUGUUAUCAUGAAAUUUUACGGUGGUAUAACUGAUGUAAUUUAAAUUGUACCCCGAGAACGAGCACACAGCGAUUUCAAAUUGAUGACUCUUCCUUCUAUCCAUAUCCAGGACACCCUUCCAGGGCACCCUUUUCUUGGGAUAAUCCGUGUAAAUUAAGUUAGGUAACGUUGCACGCAGAGCUCUCAUCCUCGGGAUGAGCUUUGUAUGCGUUUAGUCGCACGUCUCCGACUGCAACUGCAACUUUCAAAGUUAACGGAUGAUGAAUUGUAGUUUAUGGUGAGAGAGUGAAGUCAAAAUCAAAUAUAUGGGAGGGAUGAGGGAUUAUUGCUGAGCUUUUACAUUCCAUUGGGAACUUUCAACGAGGGAGUAAUCACUCUGGAUAAGGUGGUCUGAUUUUACCGGAAGAUUAUGAAAUUUCAAGGAUCAAAUUCAUGCAGAUUACUGUAUCAUUCCGCCAAUUUAUUAAAAUUCUCAUUCCAAUUGUACAUCGGAUUUUAAGGGUGAUUACCUCCAACUCGAACAGAAUUUAACAUCGAUCCAAUUCCGUUUUUUACAAAUGAGUGACGAAUCAAAAGUUAUUUUUACAAAACAAUUUGUAAGUAAUUCAAGAGUAUUUGUGAUUAGUCAAUUGUAGGCAUAUCAUUUGUGAUCGAUCAUUUGCCAUUGUCUAUCACAGUUGAGUGGAGACUUGAGUUUUGUGUGUCACCGUUUGGCAGAGGAAUAUGGGAAGGCAUUAUUAACCGAAGGAGAGAGUAAUUCUAUUGAAGGAAGAAAUUCAAUUAAACCCCAACGCUUUUACUUGAAUACCUGACACGUCGGACAUUAAAAUUGCAUUAUUCUAUACUGCAGUGUCCGACGCGUUGUACCCAAUAAAUGUAAUAAUUUUCCUCUUCAUAAACAUGAAACAAAAAUGAACAAAAACGGGUUGUGAGCUAUUGUUUUAGCUCGUUCACGCGGUACGAUAAAUGGUCGACGAGCUCUUAACCAAUUAUCGGAAUAAUAGCUUGGAGGAGGGCUGCUCUUCACCUCUGAAUGGGCCACCAACGAAACCUCCACGAAAACCCCAUGAGUACUAGUUAACAAUGUAAUAAAUAAGCGGAUAUGAGUGAAAUUUGAUGUAUAAAAUUUUUGUGAAUGGCAAGUACAAGUGAAGAUUAAAUUUCAAUACAUGUUGUAAAUGAUACGGCCAAAAAUGUUUCGAACAGGAUAUAAAUGAGUUGGUGAAAGCAUGAAAGAUGGAGAGGUAAUAGGAGUGGAAAAAAAAAUUGGUUGUUACAAAAUCGAGAGCGGAAGGCCAUUAAUUGAGGCUCUCGAAUGACAACUGGAGGCGAACAAUAAAUCAAUUUUUUUUGCAAUUUAAUUAGACAUAUCAACGAAUAACACGUAAAUCUGUUCUUCA